CCCACAUUGCCGGGUGGCCUUCCCUGUCUGACCCCAGCUGAGGAGGAACGUGGCCCACGCCAACCUGGCGGAGCAGCUCAGAGUUGGAGACGGGAUGGCUACGGCCGUCGUGUGUAACAUCUGUGUUGACGGCCAGACUCCUGCAGUGAAGACCUGCGCGAAAUGCGAGACAUCCUACUGUGCAGCACACUUGAGGCCUCACUUGGAGAAUCCCAGGCUAAGUGACCAUGUCCUGGUGGCUCCCAUCGUGAACCUGGAUGUGCGAAGAUGCCAGCAGCACAGACAGGAGCUCAUUCUUUACUGUGAACAGGAUAGCAGCCUGAUCUGCACAGGCUGCACCAUCUCUGGGGAACAUAGAGGGCAUGAGGUCAUUCCAGUAGAAAAUGCACAACAGACAAAGCAGGAGGUGUUCAGACUCGAGAAGAUGGUCAGAGAGGAGAAGAAGAAUACGGCAGCAUCACGGACACAGCAGCUCAGGGGCGCUUACCAGCGUGUGCAGGAUUCUCUACGUGGGACCAAGGAGCGGAUCAGCCGAGAAUUUAAGCGCAGGAGGGAGCAGCUGGGGGAGGAGGAGAGGGAGGCGCUGGAGCGCGUGGACGAGGAGGGCCGCUCUGUGCUGUCCCGCAUCCAGGCGGACAUCGCUCGCUACGAAAGCAGAACACGGGACCUGGAGCAGGAGAUCAGUCAGCUGCUCGCCGCCCUCAGCGAGCAGGACCCGCUUUCCUUCCUGCAGGAUCCCGUGCAUGAGAAUCUCAGAAGCUCGAACUCGCCGGGGAUCCAGGAUGGCCCUCCUCCCACAUUCAGUCACCAAGAGCUCACAGAGGUCAUCUCUCUAGGAGGAGUGAAUACAAAUCUCAUGGCUCUCGUGUAUGGAUGCUCACCGACUCUGGACACAAACUCAGCCCACGACAAACUCCAGAUUUCCUCGGAUCUCAGAACGGUGACAUGGAGCGACAUCUCCCAGGGUCGCCCCCACCACCCACACCGGUUUGAUUGGUAUCCACAAGCCCUGUGCUCUGAGAGCUUCUCAUCGGGUCAGCACUAUUGGGAGGUGGACGUGGGGAGUGUGGAGUCAUGGUGUCGCAUUGGAGUCGCGUACGGGACGAUCCCACGGAGUGGGGGUGGUGCUGAGUGCAGCCUGGGAGGGAGUGACGACUCCUGGAGUCUACAGAAACGUAACAACAGCUUCUUCGUGUGGCAUGGCGGAGUGAAGAUCUCGCUGUCGCUGCCAGAGCCUCCACGGAGAGUCGGGGUUCAUCUGGACUGGGACGCGGGCCUCCUGUCGUUUUACAACGCCGACUCCAUGAUGCUGUUACACUCGGUUCGCCAAACCUUCGCUCAGCCCCUACAGCCUGGACUGUGGGUGGGGGUUGGUAGCACAGUGACGAUUAUGGAUCUGAGUCGUGCGUCCUGAGAGAGGUUAACAUUAACGCCGUAGAGAGCAGACACCACGACGCACGGCGCUCGCCACCCUCAUCACCGUUACACGCAGUGCCAUGCCCCUGGAUGUCAGUGGUUAGGAGUGCCUAGGGUCUGCCUUAGAAUGUGGGUGAGUGUGAAUUCCUCCCAACCUUCUGGAACAGGGAUUGGCAACCAAAAUAACAAGAAAAAACAUUUUUUUACGAAUUUGGUAAAAAAAACACUUUCAGGAGCCACAAUGCACGUGAUAAAUACGAAACGGUGGUCCUUAAUAAAUAACGUCAAGAAGCAGUGCUUGAAGAGGCGCAUGCAGCUCCAGAGUCGCAGGUUGCUGACCCCUGUUCUAAAGGGUGAUAAAAAUAACAACCACCCUAUGUGGCGCGAAAAUAGAUGUAUUCACCCUGCCAGAGGAGUGUGAUUAUAGUGUAGGGGUGCAAUUAUAUCAAUGGUGAACUAGGAUGUGCUUAAUGCAUUGUGGGAGAAAUACAAUCACAAUAUACAUUUUAAUAGAAAUAAAUGUACACGUACUAAAAUAGCAUUGUAAUGCUUGUAUCGUUAAUACUCAAAUAAAAAUAUGAAACACAAAUAAUAAUUUCGUUUUAUGUAGCGUUAUUCAUGCUCAUUUCUUCCCACAACGCUGCGCAUUAAAUAUGACGACCAAAUACUACAUUCAGCAACUACCAAACAAAGUCAAUAUAAAAAUGAAUAAGCAGAGAAAUGUCACCAAAACAAAAGCACUAACUACAACAAUCUUACUAUUUUCGACUUCUAAUAAAAAAAACCUUUAUUAUGAAUAAUAUUGG
Molecule: messenger RNA, 2222 nt
Organism: Petromyzon marinus (sea lamprey)
Lineage: Eukaryota; Metazoa; Chordata; Hyperoartia; Petromyzontiformes; Petromyzontidae
Product: nuclear factor 7, brain-like
Molecular function (GO): zinc ion binding; protein binding
Source: RefSeq, a predicted model, not a curated record